AUGUCCCAGGGAAUGUACCGUACAGGACCACCCGUCCCGGCAGACAUCAUCACCUACCGACAUAACUUCAAGCUAGUCUAUGUCAAACCAGCAGAGACUUACGACAAAGCCCUCGACAUCGCCCAGCAAGAGUACGAAGAACUUUCCAGCGUCCCCCGACAUCGAAUAGGGUUCUCCGUCACCUCGACUUUUAAUGGCCAACGCCAGCCAGUGAGAAUCUCCGAGAGCGCGUGGUCGAGCGCCGUCGGGAGGCUACUGAGAGGAGAAGUCAUCGACAUAAUCAUUCGGGCGGACCCAGACGGCAAGCAUUCCCCACCGCCCCAAUACCUCGAGGUCCCCUCCCUGGAUUCCAGGCCACUCGAGUCUCGAAGCAAGGCCAGGUGCAACUCGGGAAAGCCAAGGCCGUCAAAGUCGAACCCUGGCUCUCGGUCAACGUCUCCCUCUCCCAAUGAGAAAGAAAAAUCUCGGAGAUCGUGGUUCUCGUAA
This is a messenger RNA of Coprinopsis cinerea okayama7#130, 486 nucleotides long. RefSeq lists its product as hypothetical. NCBI's taxonomy places the organism in Eukaryota, Fungi, Basidiomycota, Agaricomycetes, Agaricales, Psathyrellaceae. The coding region runs from base 1 to 486 and encodes 161 amino acids. The transcript is spliced from 2 exons. The record is from RefSeq and is a predicted model, not a curated record.